Messenger RNA from Amyelois transitella, 951 nucleotides. RefSeq names its product UDP-N-acetylglucosamine transferase subunit ALG13 homolog (gene Alg13). Gene Ontology annotation, molecular function: hexosyltransferase activity. Gene Ontology annotation, biological process: dolichol-linked oligosaccharide biosynthetic process. NCBI's taxonomy places the organism in Eukaryota, Metazoa, Arthropoda, Insecta, Lepidoptera, Pyralidae. The transcript has a single exon. The record is from RefSeq and is a predicted model, not a curated record. The coding region runs from base 78 to 596 and encodes 172 amino acids.
CGUUGUUGUGGAAAGUCGGAAAGUCACGUUGAGGUUAUGUUUUUGUUUAUAUUGAGAAAGAUUUUAAUUUUGCAAAAAUGACAAAGAAUUAUCAAAAAUGUUUCAUUACUGUCGGAACAACAAGAUUUGACUUGCUUGUUAAAACUAUUUUCUUACCUUCCAGCAUUGAAGUUCUGAAAAAACUGGGCUGCAAAGAGAUUACGUUUCAAAUUGGUAACAGUGAUUUUGAGACUGGGGAUUACGAGAGGAACGGUGUUAAAUUGCAUGUUUACAGGUUCAAAGAUUCCUUAGAAGAGGAUAUACGAAGCUGUGAUUUGAUUAUAAGCCACGCUGGAGCGGGAAGUUGUUUGGAAGCGCUUGAAGCUAGAAAACCUUUGCUAGUUGUAAUAAAUGAGGAUUUAAUGGACAAUCACCAGUUGGAGUUGGCAGAACAACUGCAGGUGGACGGACACCUUUAUUAUUGCACUUGCGACACAUUUGAAAACACUCUUGACAUGGUCGACUUUAGUUUGUUAAUCCCGUUGCCAAAACCUGACCCCUCUUUGUUUGUUAAAUAUUUAGAUGAUGUACUGAAAGUCAAACCCAAAUCGAUUUGACAUUAUCAAAACAGUGAUAUGUUUGCAAAUAUAAAAUUGUAAAUUUCAAUUGAAGCCUAACCUUAUUAACUUAAGCCAAGCCAAGGUGCUUAGUGGCACUUAAAUCUGAGCAUAUCUGAGGAAGAGGAAUCUGGUCCCUUAAUUUUACAAUACAAUUUGGUAAUCCCAUUUAACUCAACAAUAAAAUACUCCCUGACCUUGAUGAUGUUUUGCAAAAAUAAAGGGAUACAUUGGGAGGACUAAACUAGCUAGUGGAAGUAAAACUUAACACAAAUUCUAAUUGUGAUACAGAAUGUAAAUUUUUAAAAUACCUAUUUGUUUGUUUUAUGAAAAAUUUUAUAAUAAAACACUCAUU